Molecule: messenger RNA, 339 nt
Organism: Geodia barretti
Lineage: Eukaryota; Metazoa; Porifera; Demospongiae; Tetractinellida; Geodiidae
Source: the annotation of a GenBank genome assembly
AUGACUCGAAGACCCGUGGUGACCGGCGUGCGGGCCCGACCGAGACUGCGCCGCGACGAUCAGGUGGUGGUCAUAGCUGGCAAGGAGCGGGGCAAGACCGGCCGCGUCCUGCGCAUAGACAUCAAGCGGCAGCAGGUUGUCUUGGAAGGGCUCAAUCUGGUGAAGAAGGCGAUGCGACCCACCCAGCAGCGGCAGCAGGGGGGUAUCUCCGAAAUCGAGGCUCCCAUCCACCUGUCGAACGUGAUGGUGACCACGCGGGACGGCCGCUCGAGGAUCCGCUAUGACGCGGCCGGUGACGGCAAGCGGCGUAUCGCCUCACGCACGGGGCAGGAACUGUGA